Molecule: messenger RNA, 228 nt
Organism: Racocetra persica
Lineage: Eukaryota; Fungi; Glomeromycota; Glomeromycetes; Diversisporales; Gigasporaceae
Source: the annotation of a GenBank genome assembly
AUGCCCAAGAGUUUGUUCCUAAUUACGUUGGGUGGUAUUAUUACUUCUUCUCCAUUAUUAGAAACCGAAGAAGGUUGCCAAAAAAUUAAAGAGUUCGUCGAAGGAGAAGUCAGUGAUAGAUUACAGGAAAAAGUUAGACAACUUGCAGAGGUUUCUUCUCUCCCGGAAUUUAACCGAUGGGCGCGAGAAUAUACGACUAUAGAACUACUUGGUUAUGGUUUGAUAUCG